Molecule: messenger RNA, 2163 nt
Organism: Selaginella moellendorffii
Lineage: Eukaryota; Viridiplantae; Streptophyta; Lycopodiopsida; Selaginellales; Selaginellaceae
Product: subtilisin-like protease SBT1.7
Exons: 7
Coding region: 1-2163 (720 amino acids)
Biological process (GO): proteolysis
Molecular function (GO): serine-type endopeptidase activity
Source: RefSeq, a predicted model, not a curated record
AUGGAGCUCCCAGCAAUGGUACUCUUUAUUGUCCUCCUCCUUUCGAGUCAUCUUGGAGCUGCCAGUGUAUCUGAUAGAAAGACGCGGCACAGCUCCGAGGCUGUACAAGAUUCAAUGAUCUACAGCUACAAGCAUGGAAUGAGAGGCUUUGCAGCGUUUCUAACUAAUGAACAAGCCGAUGCUAUUGCAAGUACGUACCUCAGCUGGAAAACGACUGCUCUUAUAACAUCUUCUCGCUGUGCAGAAAAGGAUGGCGUCCUCUCCGUGAUUUCGAACAAACUCCACAAAGUUCACACCACGCAGUCGUGGAGCUUCUUGGCCGGAAUGCCCGCACAAACUUGGACAGGAACGGAAGAAUGGUACUCCAAGAAAGCUCAAAACGUGAUAAUUGGAAUGCUGGAUUCUGGAAUAUGGCCUGAAUCCAAGAGCUUUCACGACGAUGGCAUGGAACCUGUGCCAAAACGCUGGAGAGGAGCUUGUGUACCUGCAGACCUGUUGCGGCUUUGCAGGAAGAUAAUCGGUGCACGGUUCUACUUCAAAGGAAUAAACGCCGAAGCUCCGCUAAAUGCUAGCGGUGCAAACUUUACCCUGUCCGCAAGAGAUGACGAUGGCCACGGCACCCACACGGCGUCAACAGCCGCUGGACGAGUUGUUCUUCGCGCCAGCUUUCCCGGAAAUAUUGCUUCAGGCACCGCUCGAGGUGGAGCACCUCUGGCAAGGCUAGCAAUCUACAAAGUCUGCUGGAACGAUUUUUGUUCGGACGCUGAUAUCCUUGCUGCCAUUGACGAUGCAAUCGCUGACGGAGUGGACAUAAUAUCGAUGUCACUGGGCCCGAAUCCUCCACAGAGUGACUUUUUCAGCGACACCAUAUCCAUCGGAUCGUUUCAUGCGAUGAGGCAUGGCAUAUUUGUCUCUUGCUCCGCUGGAAACAGCGGCGUUCCCGGCUCAGCUGCGAACGUUGCCCCGUGGAUUGCAACAGUCGGAGCGAGCUCGAUCGACAGGGACUUGGCGAGUAAUGUUGUCCUUGGUAACAACAUGAGUAUCAAGGUUGGCUGGUCUUUUGGGUCGUCACAGGUACUGACUUGGAAACACUUUGACAGGGGGAGGCAGCAAAUCCGGACAUAUAUAGAAGAAUUGUUAGAAACUUACUUCCCUUUAUAUGCCGCAUGCAGUUUCUGCCAAAACAAUACUUUGGACGCAUCUAAAGUAAAAGGCAACAUCAUUCUGUGCCUUCAGCCUUCCGCGCUGGAUUCGAGACCGCUCAAGAGUCUGGUGAUCAAGCAGCUAGGUGGCGUAGGAAUGAUUCUUGUUGAUGAGAUUGCCAAGGAUAUCGCAGAGUCUUACUUCCUGCCAGCAACUAAUGUUGGUGCAAAAGAAGGUGCUGUGAUUGCUACUUACCUCAACCAGACAAGACAGCCGGAUAUUACCGCUCCUGGAGUCAGCAUUCUAGCAGCAUGGUCACCAGUCGCGACUAAAGCUGUCGGAGGGCGAUCUGUCGACUUCAACAUAGUCUCGGGAACUUCUAUGUCCUGCCCUCACAUUACAGGCGUUGCGGCAAAUCUGAUAGCCAAGUUCCCGAGAUGGAGCCCCGCAGCUAUUAAAUCUGCAAUCAUGACAACGGCUUCGACUUUGGAUAACACAGGCGCGGCAAUCAACAAUCAAUUCUUCCAGACAGUUUCCGGGCCUUUCGACUUUGGAGCAGGACAUGUGAGGCCAAACCUGUCAUUGAGGCCCGGCCUUGUCUACGACACCGGCUUCCACGACUAUGUCAGCUUCCUGUGCAGUAUCGGCUCGUUAAAGCAACUUCACAACAUAACACACGAUGACACACCUUGCCCGAGUGCUCCGAUCGCUCCACACAACCUCAAUUAUCCUUCCAUCGCGGUCACCCUGCAGCGGCAACGAAAGACGGUGGUGUGCCGAACCGUGACAAACGUAGGAACUCCACAGUCGCUUUACAAGGCCACUGUGAAAGCCCCGAGUGGAGUUGUCGUGAACGUAGUUCCCGAGUGCCUGAGUUUCGAGGAGCUGCACGAGAAGAAAUCUUUCACGGUUGAGUUCAGCGCGCAGGCAUCAAGCAACGGAAGCUUUGCGUUUGGAUCACUUACAUGGAGCGAUGGCAGACACGACGUAACCAGCCCAAUCGCUGCCCUCACAUCUUAG